CGAGAAACAUAAAACAGAAACUGAAAACAACUUAACAAGUGUUUUGAAAAGCACCGAAAACGAAGAUAAAAACAACAAAAUACUAUAAAGUCUCUCUGCCUGCUUUGUCUCCAUCGCUCUCUCUUUACCGCAUCACUUUCCUCGAUCUCCACCAAAGUUACGGAGACGAGCGGGGGACUUUUUGUCCUCCUCCCGGAUUCGCCUAUUGAAUUACUAUUUUCAGUCCCGAAAGCUUCCUGUUUUCGUUGAAUUCCCGAAUUCAUUCCCCAUUUUCAAUGGUUUUCUGGUCAAUGUAGUUAGUCGAUUUUUCUUUAUAUUAGGGUUAUUUAUUUAUUUAUUGAUAUUACGGGGUUCGGUAUCUUAUGUAGUUGGAGAAGGUGGACUUAUGGUUUCGAAAUAAAAAUCUCAUCCUCAUUGUUUGGGAUUAUCAAUAAUUUAGCAUUCUUUUUUUUUUUUUUUUGUCUAUUUUUCAAAUUCUGUCUUCUGGGGGUUUUAUUAUGUUUCACUUUGGGGCUGAUUUAAUGCUUAGAUUGUGAUAAUUUUUGGGUAUUUCUUUUUGCGAAGGAAGGAUUAUUUUAUAUUUAUUUUUAAUCUGGGAGAUUGUGAAUUGGGUAAAUCUGUUGAGAUUUAGGGGUCAUUGUUUUGUGGGUAUAGGAUUAUUUCGCAAAUAAAUGCUCAGUUGGGCACAAAUCUGAUUGGAGUUAGCAAUCUUGAACUUCUGGGCGGGCGUGUAUUGGAGGGAAUUUGAUAAUGGAUCACGUGAUUGCUGGGAAGUUUAAGCUGGGGAGAAAGAUUGGGAGUGGAUCAUUUGGGGAGCUAUAUUUAGGUGUUAAUGUACAAACUGGGGAGGAGGUGGCUGUUAAGCUGGAUCUGAGGUCGCAGAAAAUUGUGUUAGGAACCAAGUAUUAGCUAAAGACACCCAGGCUUUAUGCCUGUUGGCAGCCUUGAGCUGUGCUCAGAAAAUGUGAACAGAACUGUUGAAGCUGGAAUUUCAACAUCUCCAUUGCAUGCAAGGGGGAUAUUUUAGGAAUGGAGUUCUCGGCGCCUUCAACUUGGAACUUAGACUGUAUGGGUAGUAUGAAGGGGUUGUAAGGGGCCUUUCUUGGGGAGGAGGAGUUGGGACAAGACUGCAGUGAUUGAAGGAGAGACCAUAUAACAACCCGGAGUCUGUUUUGGCAGGAAGUGGGGCAAAUCAAUUAUGGAGGAGCCUGUGAAGACCAGACAUCCUCAGCUUUACUAUGAAUCAAAAUUGUAUAUGCUUCUUCAAGGAGGAACUGGAAUCCCCCACCUCAAGUGGUUUGGAGUCAAGGAUGACUAUAAUAUCAUGGUUAUCGACCUUCUUGGACCAAGUUUGGAAGAUUUGUUUAACUAUUGCAAUAGGAAAUUUACGUUGAAAACAGUUUUGAUGCUUGCAGAUCAAUUAAUUAGCAGAGUUGAAUACAUGCAUUCAAGAGGUUUUCUUCACCGUGAUAUAAAACCGGACAACUUCUUGAUGGGCCUAGGGCGUAAAGCAAAUCAGGUUUAUGCUAUUGAUUACGGCCUUGCAAAGAAGUAUAGAGAUCUUCAGACUCAUAAGCACAUACCAUACAGGGAAAACAAGAACCUCACAGGCACAGCUCGCUAUGCAAGCGUUCAUACUCACCUUGGAAUUGAACAAAGCAGAAGGGAUGAUCUGGAGUCUCUUGGCUAUGUGCUUAUGUAUUUUCUAAGAGGAAGCCUUCCAUGGCAGGGAUUAAGAGCUGGCACAAAAAAGCAAAAAUACGAUAAGAUCAGUGAAAAGAAGAUGUCAACCCCUAUAGAGGUGCUUUGCAGAUCAUAUCCAUCUGAGUUUGUAUCCUACUUUCACUACUGCCGGUCUUUGCGGUUUGAGGACAAGCCGGAUUAUUCAUAUUUAAAGAGGCUCUUCCGAGACUUAUUUAUUCGAGAAGGUUGUCAAUUUGACUAUGUAUUUGACUGGACUAUAUUAAAGUACCCUCAGAUUGGUGCCAGCUCUAAAGGACGGCAACAUAGUGGGAAAGCAGGUUUGAAUGCAGGAACAUCUGCAGAAAGACCGGAGAGGAUCUCAGUUGGGAAAGAGACCCGAGAGAGAUUCUCUGGCACAGUUGAAGCAUUUUCCAGAAGAAAUGUCUCAGGCACUAGUCCACGUGAUCGUUCCAGACACAGGACUUAUGAUAAUUAUGCUUCACCCAAGGAUGUGCACCUUGAUUCGGACAAAGGACUGUCUCGAUAUGGCAGUUCUUCAAGAAAAGCUGUCCUCUCAAGCGACAAGCCAAGUUCUUCUGGUGAACACAGUGAAGGUCGUGCAGGGCGCAGUGUCCCUCGCGGUGGCCGGCCAUCUACCACUCAGAGAAUUCAACAUGGUUAUGAGUCAAAACCAUCUUAUACUCGCACUGUUGCUGCUAGAGGCAACCGCAAUGAUCCUCUUCGGAGCUUUGAGCUCCUCUCAAUCAGGAAAUAAUCUGAGUAUUUUGUUAGUAUGGAUAUUUGUUCUGCUUCAAAUGAAUGUAUACAUCUCAGAUUUGGGAAAAUUAUGAAAAUACAUGGGAAAUAACCUCAUCACACGUUCAUAUCACUUCUCUCAUGUCAAAAUUCCUCAACUUAUACUUCCCCUUUUCAUCCACCACAGAUUUUCCGGCAUAUGUAACGUAUAUUAGAGACAUCCCAUGACUUGAAAGUUUAUGUGCUAGAAAAAAUCGAGACGUGGGUAGCUAAGCUCUCUUUGUUUA
This is a messenger RNA of Carya illinoinensis, 2726 nucleotides long. Its product is annotated as casein kinase 1-like protein 6. NCBI's taxonomy places the organism in Eukaryota, Viridiplantae, Streptophyta, Magnoliopsida, Fagales, Juglandaceae. Gene Ontology annotation, biological process: signal transduction; peptidyl-serine phosphorylation; endocytosis. The record is from RefSeq and is a predicted model, not a curated record. The coding region runs from base 1199 to 2458 and encodes 419 amino acids. The transcript has 15 exons. Gene Ontology annotation, molecular function: ATP binding; protein serine/threonine kinase activity. Gene Ontology annotation, cellular component: cytoplasm; nucleus.